This is a messenger RNA of Xiphophorus maculatus (southern platyfish), 2209 nucleotides long. Its product is annotated as acylphosphatase-2-like. NCBI's taxonomy places the organism in Eukaryota, Metazoa, Chordata, Actinopteri, Cyprinodontiformes, Poeciliidae. Gene Ontology annotation, molecular function: acylphosphatase activity. The transcript has 3 exons. The record is from RefSeq and is a predicted model, not a curated record. Bases 280 to 627 code for a protein of 115 amino acids.
UAGGAGGAGAUUCAGCUGUUGGAUUCAAGUGUGUUGGACCAGGGAGACGUCUAGGAGUUGCAGGACACCGGACCUCCAGAACCAGGACUGCCCACCCCUGAGCUAGAGGAAUCCAAGCUUGGAAUCGUUCACAUUCAGUCACAAAUAUGAAGAUUGUGUAGAACCCUAAAAGGUUCACAAGGUAUGGAAGUCAGGUGAUCUCUGACAUCACUUCCUGCAUCUCAGACCAUGGCAUCACUUUUCUAAAACCUCCUUUCUUUAGCAUGCACACAUCUCCACAUGAUGGUCUUCUGUCUUCUCCUUCAUUCGGCUCAGACACUGAGGAAAAAACAGCCGAGUGCUGCAGGUGACUCAGACCCAGUCAGCUACUGGCUGACAGACCGACUGUGUUCUGGUUCCCAGUACACCGAGGAUCAGGGCCGCGCUCUGGGACUGGGCGGCUGGGUGAAGAACACCCGACAGGGGACGGUGAUCGGCCAGAUCCAGGGACCGGUUCAGCGGGUCAACAGCAUGAAACUUUGGUUGAAGAACGUCGGCAGUCCGAGUUCUCGGAUUGACCGAGCCGUUUUCUCCAACGAGAGAGACGUUUCUAAACUGGAGGUCCAGGGCUUCUCCACUCGCUACUGAGCAUGCUCAGACUAACAAACAGCUUCAUUAGUAGUUAUUUAAACUGCAAAGGAUGCAAACAAACCAACUAAAUGUGUUUCAGCCUAAUAUGCAAACUGUCAGCAGAUAAAACAUCAGGAUUUAUGGAUAAUUCAGGCUGCAUGUGGUCAGUGGAGAUGCUGACUGUAGUGUUUCUGUCAUGUGCUGCUGUUGUGGUCAGGUUGGUCAGCUGCUCUCAUAAAUCUCCACAGCAUCAGAACAGCAGGAAGAUGCUAAAGAUCAUCUAAGUUUUCAUUUCCCGACCCAGAACCGCUGAUGGGGUCUGGUUCAGCUUUGGCCAGGUUAACAUGUUCUGGACAUUUGGCUAUUGUUAACAAAAAGGUUUGAUGUGUUUGAUGUUGAAGACCGUCGGUGCUGAGCUCCAGAGUCCUCGGUGCAAAACAAUCAAAUCUUCACAUCUGUAGUUCAAUCAAGAUUCUCAACUUGCUGUUCUCUGCCGACCAGAACCUAGAAAGACCAGAAUCAGCCGUUAGCUAGAGCCUGACAGACGGCUCUCACUCUGUAGUUUGUUCUUUUCUGGAAAGCUUUUAAUAAAUUUCUUAAUUCUUCUAAUACAGACUCAUGUCAGUUAUUCUUUUCAACAUGAUUUUACCGUCUGGAAGUCUGAGAACCGGCUGAAGAACUGAAGCCUGCGGUUCUCCAACGCCGCCCAAGGUUUAUGGCGAGUCUUUGCACAGAUUGCCCAAAUUUAAACGGUGACCCUGAGUUUAAGGUUUAAUCUCUCGUCAACAAACCUUAAACUCAUGACGGCCUGGCUCCUGCUACUGAAAACAGGGAGGAUCCCAUUUGGAAAGCAAGACGCCACCUAUCAUCCUCGGCUUCGACUCUUCUCUCUGUGGGACAAAUUUGGCCUUCAAUUUGGAAAAUUACUUUAAAUUGGAUGAACUGAUUCAGGCAGUUGUUAAAUUUUUCUGGUUUUCUAGAGUCUAGAAAUGCUCCAGGAUGCCGACACAAAACAGGAAGUUAGAACCUCAUGUCCACUGGCUGCCAUCAGCUUUUAAAGUGACCUCUGUGACCUCUAACUGAGACUGGUGAGUCUGAUAAGGAGAUCGGUCAGAGAAGCUUAUUUUAAAGAAACGGGUGGAGACAUUUUGUUCACAAAUGUCUCCACCCGUUUCUAAACGACUCCAGAGUCAAAAACGAAGAAGCAGAUUCUACAGUCGAGAACCAAAAGUCCGACCCGAUGCACCACUUUCAGGGUCUGCCUCAUGGAGCCCUGGGCCAGCUGAGGCUCCAAACGGACCCCUGGGCCAGCUGAGGCUCCAAACGGACAAUGUUUCUUUCUGUUCCUGACCUGAACAGAAAGGUCAAGAACAGAAUUGAAAAUGAAUUAGAAUUCAUUUUCAAUUGAAUUCCAUAAUCAAGCGGUAACCAGUAACUAUGUAACAAAAUAGGUCAUCAGGUCCAGUAACAAACUGGUAACCAGUAGCAAGCUAGCUGAUGCAGAAGUAUGAAUAUGAACCCUCCUGUUCAGCUGAACAUCUGGAAUCUGAUCUGGUUCACAGUCAUCUUGAUAGACCUAGAUCGUCUAGAUCACAAGAAC